AUGAAACCAUCUCAAUUGGUACAGCCAACCGCAUCAUACGGCUCUAGUUAUCAAUACAAUUUCCUAUUAGAUAAAUGUAAAAGUAUUAGUGAUAUAAUUACUGGAGAUAUAUUAACAAAUGUAAUUGAACUUGUUCAACAGCUUAACUCUAUUAUUAGUGAACAAAAACAUUACCAAAUUGCCGUAGAGAAAUGGUUGGCACGGUGCCUUCCUUUUGAGAAUGAAAAAGAGAUUUAUGAAUUUGUUAAAGAAUUUAAAAUCUCAUCAACAAUUGAACACAAUAUGUUAACCAAACUUAAUUCAAGUAAAUGGAAUAAUAUUAGAAAGAAAGGAAAUCAAAACGUAUUCACUCCUAAAGUACAAUUAACAAGAUCAGUAACUGACUCAUUAGAAAAACAAAGAAUGGGUUCAAAUAUAAAUUUUUCUGAUGAAAGUCCACAACUUCCAAAUGAAACAUACGUUCCUUCAAGAAGUGCAGACAAUUGCAUAGAACCACAAAAAGAAGUUAGUCUUCAAUUAAAUGCAAAAAGUUUUGUUCCAAAGAGAAAGAAACAACAAAUAGAAUUUGAAAAUGCUGAUGUUGUUGCUGAUUUUCUUGGAGAAGAAGUUAUUAACGAACCAACAAAAACUGAGCCUAAAGAAGAACAACAAACAAAACAAGUUGCUAUUAAAUAUUCUUUUGGUAGUAAAUCAUUUGUUCCAAGAAAUAAAGUAAAUGUUCCUCAAUCAUCAAGAAGUCCAUCAUCAUUUAAUUUUUAUAGUAAGAAGUUUAUACCAACAACAAAAAGAAAACAAAUGAUUAUUCAACCAGAUUCUGUAGCACAAGAAUUUAUUAAUUCUCAUAUUAAUGAAUUAAAAGAAGUUCUUCAUUGUGACCAAAUGAAUUUAAUUUAUAAUGGAACUAAUUUUGUUGGACUUGAAAAGAUUAUUGAUUUAGAAGAUAUUGUUAUUGUCUUUAUUACAGAAAAUGAUAGUUUUGGAUUCCAAAUGAAUGGUUCUAAAAAAAUAACACCAUUUAUUCUUCAAAACCCAUUUGAUCUUAUUCCUGUUAGAUUUGAUCCAAAAGUAGAAAUGAACUUUAAUAUAGAACUUAAUAUAAAACAUGAAAUAAUGGAAGUUUGGCACUUUAUCCGAUUAACAGGAACAACAGCAUUUAUUUCUGAUGAUUUUAAUGAAUUUUAUAAUGACCCAACGGAAAUUGGGUCUGAUGUUUUUACAGGAAGUCAUCAACCAGAUACUUUUAAAGUAUCUCAUUUCCUUGCAUUUUCAACCAUUUAA
Molecule: messenger RNA, 1278 nt
Organism: Entamoeba dispar SAW760
Lineage: Eukaryota; Evosea; Mastigamoebida; Endamoebidae
Exons: 1
Coding region: 1-1278 (425 amino acids)
Source: RefSeq, a predicted model, not a curated record